Messenger RNA from Penicilliopsis zonata CBS 506.65, 1271 nucleotides. RefSeq lists its product as hypothetical. Gene Ontology annotation, cellular component: peroxisomal membrane. The transcript is spliced from 4 exons. The record is from RefSeq and is a predicted model, not a curated record. NCBI's taxonomy places the organism in Eukaryota, Fungi, Ascomycota, Eurotiomycetes, Eurotiales, Aspergillaceae. Gene Ontology annotation, biological process: peroxisome organization. The coding region runs from base 132 to 1271 and encodes 379 amino acids.
CCGUCACCCUCUUCUCGAGUCCGCUUCGUGACAGCCCUUAGGAAAGGAAACAGUUCAAAUUAAAUAGAGUUGUUCUACUUAUGCGGGCUUACUUUAAUGAUCGGUCACUCAUUUUUUCUGAGAUGAAAUCUAUGUGUGCAGCUCAGAGUCAGAUUCCCCUGAACCUCCUUCAGCCGUCCAAAUGGCUUCUGCUAUAUGAGGAUUUUGUCGCGAAAAACUCAAGCUCUGUUGGCCAAGUCGAGUCGGCACUGCGAUCGCUUACAUAUAUUAUCCCUGGACGAUAUCGGGACUCUGAGGUGCCUUCAGAAUGUGUGCAUUCUGGCGUCCAACUUCUUUCGUUAUAUCAUGAUUCCCUCGUGUCCCGGGUUAUUGCGCGACUCCCGUCAACAGUUCCUCGGCCCACCCCGACACCACACUCGCGAUACACAAAGUACUGGGCAUCUCAGUCCUCUCUAUACAGACAGGUGGCUUUGGCCCUGCAGGUGAUAAGGUAUACCGAGCUGUUAUGGGAGAUGAUCGCGCGACGUCGUGGCGAAAAGGUUCGAUGGCGCAUCAUCGUCCUGAUUGAGGCUGUCAAAGCUAUCUGUCGCCUCAUUCUGCUUCGCCUGACAAAAUAUCGACCACUGGUUAGCCCGCCAUUACCGGAGCGGGAAGUUGAUCCCCGAUCGGUUGAAGAAGAGAGCGGUGAUUGGAACGGAAUGGGUUCUUGCGAGACUGAGCGAUCGUCUGAUUCGACCUGGACGAUGCCUCGUACGGGACUGCCGCUUCCCUCCCUACCGGAUGUUAAGGAUGUAUCAGAUUAUCUUAUUUCCAAGGUUCUUAGCGCUGAUGAUAUCAAAUCUCCCAAGGCAUUAUUGCACCGUGUUACAGGGCAGGGUCAACUAGCCGAGGUUCUUUAUACGCUGAGACCUCUGAUUUAUGCUCUGGCUAUGCAGCGAUGGAGCAGAAACAAACAUGACUGGCGUCCUUGGAUGUUGGGAUUCGGAAUGGAGUACGGAUGCAGACAGUUGGCCAAGAGAGAGUUCAGAGAAAGAGUCGCAGGCGGCCUGCGCGGCCUGACGGGUUUGGAGCGCGAGGAAUUAAGAAAACGAGGGUGGGCGAUGGGGUGGUGGCUUCUGCGUGGCGCAUUCUAUGAGAACAUCUCCAAGUCUUGGUUGAAGGGUCUGACUGGGACGAUGAAGGGGAAACCUCUUCUCGACCUGGUUGGUAGUGUGGUCGAAGACUACGAAUAUCUCUGGGACCAGUACUAUUUCUCGACUGCAACUCUAUGA